GUAGUUCUGAGCUCGGGUAUCAGAAUGUUAAGUUAGAAUUCGAAUUGAUGGGGCAUUCGAGGUGGUGAUGCAUGGAAGCGUUUCAGGAUUUCUUCUAGUAAAUGCUGAGGUUGAUUCCAUGGGAGGAGUUAUUGAUUGUGGAGCUGGUAUUGGUGUCAAAACUUCUCCGCGCCGAACAGCAAUUGAGAAGGCUCAAGCGGAGCUAAGGCAAGAGUAUGAUGUCCGUGAGGAAAGGAGGAGAGAAUUGGAGUUUCUGGAAAAAGGCGGUAAUCCCUUGGAUUUCAAGUUUGGUAUUGCAACUUCACAUAGCGUCCAAUCUACAUCACUCACAGAUCAGCAAGCAGAGCAUUUUGUAAACAGUGAAGUCAAGGAUAGUUUUGCCUUGACUGCCUCACCACAUGGAGACUCUGUGGAGAGUAGCGGUAGACCUGGAGUUCCUACAAUUUCUGAACCUAAUACAGCAGAUAAUCUUUUACUGUUUGAUUCUGAAAACAAGUCAGUUGAAGGAGAAAGAAAUUUGAGAUAUCCUAAUAGGCAAAACAGAACUUCUGAGUCAGAACGAUCUUCCAAAGCAAACACCAACCAGAAUACCAAAGAAACAGAAGAUUCUGCCAUCUUUCGCCCAUAUGCUCGGAGGAACAGAUCAAAGAUAAAUCGGGAUCCAGCGCGGUCAAGCUCUACAGAUUUAGUUCAGAAUCGUGGUGGUCUUGCAACAUCUAUAUCCAUUCGCAGAGGAUCAGUGGAAGGAAAGGGUUGCAUUCCCGAAGCAGCCAAUCAAAAGGAUAGGCAUACAACUUCUGUAUCUUGUCCAAUAUUUGCAAAUACAAAUGGUAAUAAUGUUCCAAAAAAUAGAGUUCCCAGCAAUUCUCUGAAUACUAAGGUGGAUGGUGAACCUGUUGUACGAGAGAGUACUGCUGGAUCCAAGACUAGUCUAUUUAAAGAUGAAGCCGACAUUACAUAUAGAAAAAGCUCUGCAUAUUUGCCAGUUGGAGAGUCUGGCCUUGCUGGGGAGAAGGCACAGCUAGUUUCGAGUGGUACAGAGAUUGGUUCUCCCAAAGCUGCGACAAUAGCUGGGCAGGAAAAUAAUUCUACCCAACUGAAUGGCCUAAGAGAUUCCAUGGGAGAGGAAGAAAGCUUAACAAGUAGAGGAGCUGCAGGGACUAAAGGGAUAGAGUCAGAGUCUUCUCAUGCUAACAACGUAGAAGUAGAUGUAGAUAAUGAAAGAGAUCUUUAUAAAGUGGACAAACUUGACUCUGAUGAAAUCUCUAUGCAGAAGACUUUGAGAGUAGAGGGGUUACUGGAUCAAACAGUUGGUGAAAUAAGGCAAACUAAGAUUGAAGAUGAGACAGGUCAAUCUACCACCAUUAUUACUGAGUGCAUUCCUGAGCGUGAAAUGCAGAUGAAAUCGGUUAAAAUUGAAAAUCAAAGUCAUAGAAGUACAGCUGAGAUGCAAAAUGAGGAGAAAGGUUUUGAGACUGAGAAAAGGCUUCAAGAUGGGUUGGUUGUACCCGAAAAUGACAGGAAAGUUGGUAGUAUUUUACCUGAAAAUCCUAGCAGCUCGUUGUGCUCGGGAAUUCCUCAAGCAUCUGUGGACACAAGUUCUUGCACAGCUGGCAAUAAUUUAUUGUCAGGAACUGAUAUUGAAUCACUAAAACAUCAGCCGAGCUCAGAUGCAGUUGUGUUAGAUACUAUCAAGGAGGACUCUAUCCUUGAAGAGGCACGGAUUAUACAGGCAAAGAGAAAAAGAAUUGCCGAGUUAUCUUUUGGUACUGCACCAGUGGAGGUCCGUGAGAAAUCUCAAUGGGAUUUUGUCCUCGAAGAAAUGGCAUGGCUGGCAAAUGAUUUUGCGCAGGAGCGCCUUUGGAAGAUGACUGCUGCAGCACAAAUUUGCCAUCGAGUUGCUUUGACUUGUCAGUUGAGAUUUGAGGAACGAAAUCAGCACAAAAAGCUGAAAAAAAUAGCUUCAUUCCUAUCUAAUGCUAUCUUAGAAUUCUGGAGUUCUGUGGAGGUUCCUGGGGAGCUAGAGGAGACGAGCUUGGGUAUUGUUAAGGAGACUUGCCAAGAAUCUAAUUGUGUGAAUGGCAGAGUAUGUUUAGCUGGGGGUGUCAAGGAGUAUGCAAGUAGAUUUUUGAAGUACAACAACUCUUCCAUCUCCUAUCAUUCAGCUGCACUGUCAACACCGGACAAUAUGUGCGACCCAGAAAUAUUGGAUAUAUCUAUGGUUGAUCAGCUUACAGAAGCAAGCCUCUUUUAUUCAGUUCCAUCUGGUGCAAUGGAGGUGUACCAUAAGUCCAUUGAGUCACAUCUUACACGCUGUGAGAAGUCUGGAAGUAGCAUGCAGGAGGAGGUUGAUACAUCAGCCUAUGAUACUGCUGGAGGAUAUAAUGGUACUGCGUUCGAUGAGGAUGAAGGAGAAACAAGUACCUAUUAUCUUCCAGGAGCUUUCGAGUCUAGCAGAUCAUUUAAUAUAAGCCACAAAAAAAGGAAGAAUCUGAUGAAGUCUCAUUCUGCCCGGUCAUAUGAUCUUGGGGAUGAUUUACAAUACGUCAACUACACAGGUGGCUCUAACUCAUCAAGUUUGAUGGCAAAAAGGCCUGCCAGUAAUAUUAAUGCCGGCUCAGUUCCGACGAGGCGAGUGCGCACUGCUUCCAGGCAGAGGAUUGUGAGUCCUUUUGGGUGUGCUACUGCUGGGAAUUUACCAGUGCCCUCGAAGACAGAUGCGUCUAGUGGGGAUACUAGUUCUUUCCAGGAUGAGCAAAGUAGUUUGCAUGGUGGAUCGGCAGUCCAAAAAGGCACAGAGGUUGAGUCAAGUGUUAAUUUUGAAAAGAUGUUACCUUAUGACAUGGCUGAAACCUCAGGAAGACCUAAAAAGAAGAAGAAAACUCAUCAGGGAUCCGCAUAUGACCAAACCUGGCAUCUCGAUCCGCCAGUCCAUGUUGAACAGAAGGACCACUGGAAGAAGCGACCAGAGAAUCAUUUCGAUAUGAAUGGCCUGUAUGGUCCUCAUAGUGCAAAGAAGCAAAAGACCACCAAGCAAUUGGUAGACAAUAAUUUUGAUAUUGCUAUUCCUCACGCUGGAUCGAUUCCUUCUCCGGCAGCUUCCCAGAUGAGCAAUAUGUCCAACCCCAACAAAUCUAUCAAAUUUAUUGGAGGUCGUGAUAGGGCCAGAAAAAUAAAAGGCCUGAAGAUUUCUCCUGGUCAGCAUGGUUCUGGAAAUCCGUGGUCACUAUUUGAGGAUCAGGCUCUUGUUGUCCUAGUGCAUGACAUGGGCCCUAACUGGGAGCUCAUUAGUGAUGCUAUGAACAGCACCCUUAAAAUUAAGUGUAUAUAUCGCAAUCCGACUGAGUGCAAGGAGCGGCAUAAGAUUCUGAUGGAUAAGACUGCUGGUGAUGGUGCUGAUAGUGCUGAAGAUUCAGGGAAUUCCCAGUCUUAUCCAUCCACUUUGCCUGGCAUCCCAAAGGGAAGUGCGAGACAGUUGUUUCAACGACUGCAAGGGCCAAUGGAGGAAGAUACCCUGAAGUCUCAUUUUGAGAAGAUUUGUUUGAUUGGGAAGAAGUUACAUUAUAGAAAGACACAGAAUGAUGGUCGGGAUCCCAAGCAAAUAGUACCAGUUCACAAUUCACAAGUCAUGGCUCUUUCUCAAGUAUUCCCGAAUAAUCUGAAUGGAGGUGUUCUUACGCCCCUUGAUGUCUGUGAUGCAUCAACUUCAGGUCAAGAUGUAUUUUCACUUGAAAAUCCAGGUCUUCCUAUGUUAAAUCAGGGAACGCCAGUGCUCCCUACUUCUGGAGCACAUCCAUCCACUCCUGGAUCGUCUGGUGUGGUUCUGAGCAACAAUUUGCCAACCACGUCUGGCCUACAGAGUGCUUCUGUCAGGGAUGGUAGAUUCAAUGUUCCUAGAGGGUCUUUGCCACUUGAUGAACAACACCGACUACAACAAUUUAAUCAGAUGUUAUCCGGUAGAAACCUACAGCAGCCCUCCUUAUCAACUCCUGGAGCUGUCUCAGGAUCUGAUCGUGGACAUCGCAUGGUUCCGGGUGGAAAUGCUAUGGGUGUAACUGGAAUGAACAGGAACACACCCAUGUCAAGGCCUGGUUUCCAAGGGAUGGCCUCAUCAGCAAUGCCAAAUACUGCUAGUAUGCUUUCUUCUGGUAUGGUAGGAAUUCCAAACACUGGAAAUGUUCAUUCCGGAGGAGGAGCUUCUCAAGGAAACUCCAUGCACAGGCCUCGUGAAGCUGUGCAGCAUAUGAUGCGGAUGCAGGCUGCUCAAGGGAACAGUCCGGGGAUCCCAGCUUUCAGUAAUUUGAGUUCUGGAUUUACCAACCAGACAACUCCUGUUCAGGCGUACCCAGGCCAUCUUUCCCAGCAACAUCAGAUGUCACCGCAGUCACAUGUGCUUGGCAACUCGCAUCAUCCUCAUCUCCAGAGCCCAAGUCAAGCCACUGGGGCACAGCAGGAAGCAUUUGCUAUCCGUCAAAGGCAAAUACACCAGAGGUAUUUGCAGCAACAGCAGCAGCAGUUUCCAGCAUCUGGUACUAUGAUGCCACAUGUACAACAACCUCAGGGCUCUUCUGUUUCUUCUUCUCCACAAAACAGUCCUCAGACUCAACCACCUGUUUCGCCCCAGCCAUUAUCGAUGCCCCCAGUGUCUCCCUCUCCUAGUAUUAAUGCUAUGGCACAACAGAACCCUAAAAAAUCUCAGUUGCCGCUUCAUGGUCUGGGUAGGAGUCCUCAGUCUGGUACUUCUGGAGUGAACAAUCAAGCUGGAAAACAACGGCAGCGACAACUUCAGCAGCAGUUGCAGCAGUCUGCAAGACAACAUCCACACCAGCGGCAGCCAACACAAGGUCAACAGCAGAAUAAAAAGGGGAUGGGUAGAGGCAACAUGAUCCAUCAGAACAUCACUGUUGAUCAGUCACACCUGAAUGGUCUUACCAUGGCCCCAGGAAAUCAGGCUACCGAAAAAGGAGAAUCAGCGGUUCCAGUUAGGCCUGAUCAGCAGUCUAGUGCAGGGACUACCACGAGCACACAUCUGCAGUCUAAACCAUUUGUUCCUCCCUUAUCUUCAAAUCAUUUACAGCAACUGCCAAAAUCAUUCUCUGGUGCUUCGUCUCCGUCCCAACAGCAGAUGCAAUUACAUUCAGACAAUAGCAUCCAAGGCCAGACCUCACCUGCGGCCCCAUGUAACAUCUUAUCCACCUCUAGCCCGUCAAUUACACCAGCAGUUGCACCUUCUAACCAUCAGCAUUUGUUGAUACACCAAAAGCAGCGCAAUCAAGUGCAAUCAGCAGCUCAGCGAGUUGUUCAUCAUAAUCACCUAGGAAACUCUGAGUUAUCAAAGAAGUCCCAAGCUGAACGUAUGCCACGUGUUCCGCUAUCUGUCACCAAUACAACCCAAACUGCUAGUAUGGGUACAACCAAGGGUAUGCAUCAAGCGAGUAAUGAUUUGAAAAACAUAAAAGCAGUUGGUUCUACUGCGGUGCCUGCUUUGGAACCUCCAUCUUGUGUUGCCUCUGUGCAAAGCACUGCUUCUAAAGUAGUAAACAGUUCCAAUACGGAUUCACCUGGGAAUGAUCCAGUAUCAACACCGAACCAAGGGCUAGCUCAGAAGCAUGUAUCUGGUGGCUUGCCUAGUCACGGGAUCGAGGGUGUGACACAGAGACAACAACAGUUUCUACCUUCAGAAGAAAAGAGACCGAAGUUGCCAGAGAAGCUGACUGUACAAAAUCAGAAACACCUUGCUUCUGAGCAGCAACAGCAGCCUCAUUUAGAAGAAGCACAAGAAGUAUCAUCUUCCAAGCCUCCUGAUACAAAAGUGGAAUGAGAGGCAUGACAGAUGAACCUAGAACCUUGAGUAGCUGUAGAUCCUGCAAGGCUUAAUACUAGCUCUUACCGACAACAACCCUGUACAGGAACCCAAACUGGUUUAUCUCCUCCGCCUUCAGAUUCGGGUCCUCACUUUUUGGCAUUAACAUCAUCAAGCUGGUGAUGGUCUUUGGAUUUGGCUGAGAUGCUGUAUAACAUAACAAACUCUACAGAUUGUG
Molecule: messenger RNA, 6041 nt
Organism: Arabidopsis arenosa
Lineage: Eukaryota; Viridiplantae; Streptophyta; Magnoliopsida; Brassicales; Brassicaceae
Source: the annotation of a GenBank genome assembly